UCAGAACCGUGUAGGAAAAAAAUCUGGAAAAAUAUAACGCUGUCUUGUCUUCCUUUCUCCCACAGCGGAGGAGACGAAACUAUCCAUGAGAAUCGAUUAAUUUGCUUUGUACUUCAAAUCCUCUCUCCUUUGUUCAAGUUCAGUUGCAAUGAAUUGUCCAGCCAUGAGUGCAUCUGCGUCGUCUUCCUGUUCCUACUCAACGUUUCGUCCUCGUCCACUGUUGCCUCAAACGAGAUUACCUAUUGAGGUAUUUGCUGCUUCGGACGGGUAUCAUCAUCGGGGAUGGGGUGAGAAACAGCCACUCCGGCUGCUUGGGAAACAGUCAUUACCUUUGAGAGCGCUGGUGACCUCAAACAUUUCAUCCUCAGCGGUAAUCAGCGAGGAUGAGAAAAUAGGAGUGCUGCUAUUGAACCUCGGAGGCCCCGAGACUUUAGAUGAUGUGCAACCCUUCUUGUUUAACCUCUUUGCAGACCCGGACAUUAUAAGAUUGCCGCCGCUGUUCCAGUUUCUUCAGAAGCCACUGGCACAGUUCAUAUCCGUAGCAAGGGCACCCAAAAGCAAGGAAGGAUACGCAUCAAUUGGCGGUGGUUCCCCUCUUCGCCACAUAACUGAUGCACAGGCUGACGAAUUAAGUAAGUGUCUUUCGGAAAAAAACGUCCCAGCAAAGGUAUAUGUUGGCAUGCGUUAUUGGCAUCCAUUCACUGAGGAAGCCAUUGAACAGAUAAAAAGAGAUGGAAUCACAAAACUUGUUGUCCUACCACUCUAUCCCCAAUUUUCGAUAUCGACUAGUGGUUCAAGCCUAAGACUCUUGGAGAGAAUAUUCCGAGAGGACGAGUAUCUUGUGAACAUGCAGCAUACUGUUAUACCAUCAUGGUAUCAGCGGGAGGGGUAUAUAAAGGCUAUGGCAAACUUAAUCCAAAACGAGUUGGAGAAAUUUGAUUCCCCUAGUCAGGUUGUAAUAUUUUUCAGUGCACAUGGCGUGCCUCUUGCAUAUGUUGAAGAAGCUGGUGAUCCCUACAAGGCAGAGAUGGAAGAAUGCGUCGAUCUGAUAAUGGAAGAACUAGACAAGAGAAAUAUAACCAACGCUUACACUCUCGCUUAUCAGAGCAGAGUCGGACCUGUGGAAUGGCUGAAACCAUACACCGAGGAAGCGAUCACUGAACUUGGUAAAAAAGGUGUUGAAAAUCUUCUGGCUGUACCCAUAAGCUUUGUGAGCGAGCACAUUGAAACGCUGGAGGAGAUAGACGUUGAGUAUAAAGAGUUGGCUUUGAAUUCUGGUAUCAAGAAUUGGGGCCGAGUGCCUGCGCUAGGAACAGAGCCUAUGUUUAUAUCUGACUUGGCAGAUGCUGUUGUGGAAAGUCUUCCAUAUGUUGGAGCUAUGGCAGUCUCAAACCUUGAAGCUCGACAGUCGUUGGUUCCGCUCGGGAGUGUUGAAGAACUAUUGGCGACCUAUGAUUCACAGAGGAGGGAAUUGCCAGCUCCAGUGACGAUGUGGGAAUGGGGAUGGACCAGAAGUGCAGAAACAUGGAAUGGAAGAGCAGCAAUGUUGGCAGUGCUCGCACUCUUGGUACUAGAAGUAACCACCGGAAAAGGUUUUUUGCAUCAGUGGGGCAUUCUGCCAUUAUCUCAAUAAAGAACAGAUAAUCUUCUUGUCCAUCACAAAAGCUACCCAAGAGUCUAAGACUGAGAUUUCACUUGCGGAAUAAGGUCUACUAUGUUAUUAUAACUCUCUUUUUCUGUCUUAAAAUGUUGACGUUAAGUACUAAAUAUUUCAUAAAACCUUUGCUGAUAAGCAGAUUUGUUGAAUUUGCUUUCAUCUCAAUAAAGAACAUAU
Eruca vesicaria subsp. sativa (arugula) is the source of this 1834-nucleotide messenger RNA. The record is from the annotation of a GenBank genome assembly. Lineage: Eukaryota; Viridiplantae; Streptophyta; Magnoliopsida; Brassicales; Brassicaceae.